AUGACCUCCAUCACGAGCGUACCGGUCGAGGUGUGCGGCCUGAUCGUAGCCCACAUUCCUUCCUCCGACCGCCGAACACUCUACGCCUGCAUGCGCCUCUGCAGGUCCUUCUACGCCGCCGCCUCUCCCCUCCUAUACCACACCAUCACCCUUUCGUCUUACAGCCACGUCACUCCCCUUCUCGACACCAAGCCCACAGCCAUCGGCCGCGGCGCGCUCUCGAAGUACCGCAAGCCGGUCGCCAAGUCGGCGGUCAAGUCCAAGCCGCAGCUGCUGCAGAAAGUCAGGGUGCUGGAGAUGGAUGGAAGGAUAGGCGGACCGUUCGGAGGUGCCAAGGCGGUAGUUCUCCCGAACGUGAGGACACUGCGGAUCGACAUGUCCCUCACGACACUGCUGGCAGAACAACGGGAGGCCGGUCUGCAGACGUGGCUAGACCCCAUGCUCACCGCCGGCAACUACUUUGACAAUGUCACUGGCGUCAAGCCUCAGACCAUCGUCGUCAAACACCUCGCGUUCCACGAGCAGAUCGAAUUUCCCAACGACCUUCCCCUGUCCACUCUGUCGAAUGUAACCCGCAUUAUUUACAUCCUCGACUACACAACGUGGGAUGCGGACUACUUUGGACGCGUCAACGGACGAAGCAACUCUAACCCCUCCUUCGGUCUCCACAACUGGCUGGACAAUCUUUCCGGAGCACCGGACAAGCUCAUCAACGUCGAUAUCGUCUUUUGGACAGCCGGUCCCGGUCUCCACUUCUCCACCCCCGGCAACAAGUACACGUACAUGCGCCGCGCGCCCGGUCAGACAUGGCUCGACUCGUACGCUACCCAUAUCGCGGAAACAUUCCCCUCCUCCGACAAAAUCAAUUUCAACUUCGUCAAUACCGGCUCGUUCGACCGGCACUCGAUCUCGGCGGAAGAGUGGAAUUACUCUGAGGUGGAGGAGGCGUUCAGGAAGAAGGUGCUAGGGGCGCUGGGAGCAGAGGCGGAGGGGAAUCUGCAGCCGGCGGAGGUGGUCAGCUUCAUCGGAAUCCCGGAGUGGAUGGGCGAGCUGAAGGCGGGCGGAGUGAUCAGGGACGAUGUGUUGACGGAGGAGGAGGCGCAGCCGUGGCUUCAGACCAAUCAGGCGGCGGAGGGAGAUGAAGAAGGGAAGCUUGAGAAUUCGUAG
Dioszegia hungarica is the source of this 1167-nucleotide messenger RNA. RefSeq lists its product as uncharacterized. The transcript has a single exon. Lineage: Eukaryota; Fungi; Basidiomycota; Tremellomycetes; Tremellales; Bulleribasidiaceae. The record is from RefSeq and is a predicted model, not a curated record. Bases 1 to 1167 code for a protein of 388 amino acids.